AUGGCUCUGGCAUUGCUCCUUCUGCUGAUCGCAGUGGUCGGGGCGGAAGAAGGUACCAAGAAUCAAGUUUAUCACAAACUGCCGGGAACGGCAGACUACGAGCUCAUCAGUGCAUACGAGGAUCUCGUUACCAUGGUUACUAACAACAUGCCACUGGGCUUGCAGGAUCUACCAAGAAGGAUGAUCUUAUUCAGCGCUUGGUACAUUGCAUCCCGAAGCCUGCACAGUGCUUUUGCGGGUGGAGUCUGCUCGUGCCGGGGGCAAGGCCCGGAGUCCUUGCAAGGCUUCAUUCGCACCAGAAUCUGCAAACUGGAUCCUGACGCUAUGGAGACCAUCAGUCCAUUCCUCUUCGGUGAAAAUGAGCCUAGUCAGGAGUUGACACCUGCAGAGCUUUGGGCCCAUGUGGCCAAGAGAUCUUUAUACCUUGCCGAGAUCGGUCGAACUUACGCAGGUGUCACGGCAGAUGCCGCCUUUCAAGCCUCUCUGCUCUCUUUGGCGCACCUCGCCGCUUCUCUGCCUGAGUUGGGCACGAGCUGGAUGAGUGGAAGGCCGCCCAGACUCGUGUUGCCCCACUGCAGCUCGGAUGACUUCGAAGGCGCCUUCUGGUGGGAAGGCGUGUCCUCUCACAACAGCGAGCACUGGCUCCUUGCGCUCUUGGACAAGCUUGGUGAGAGCUCACACCUGGCAGUGGCCUUGCAGUCAUCUCCCAGUGUCCGACUUGCCGAGGAAGGAUGCACUGUGAAUCCAAACAUGCUUCUACUGCAAGAUCCAGUCCAGUGUUUGCUAGAUUCCGGUGGAUGGGAUGCCGUGCUCAUGGUGGAUGGCUUGGACAACUUCUCGGCUGUAAGUGCGGAACAGGGCCGUAUUUCCGGGACUGCGGUGAACGAAACCUUCCGUUUAGACUGGGACAAGGAGGGCAAAGUGACAAGUUUCAAGUUCGGGAAAAUAGUACGGAAUCCACGGCGUGGCGGCCGUGCUUCGAUGCUCCCGAGGACGGCUGACAUUUUGGUCGUUUCGCCUCAGGCUGGAAAUUGCUUUGAUGCGGCCGAGAUGAUUCCUCCUGUGCGAAGCAGCGUUCGCCUCGUCAUUAUGUCCAUCAACCCCCUCUAUGCUCCUCCGACACGUGUCAUGCCAAACUUCGAGGAGACCUUGCCACAGCGGAAAGGCUUGGCGGAUCUCAAGCCCACCGACAGGCACAAACUGCAACGUCUCCUCUUCCUGACACAAUGCUCCCUGCAAAGCGCGGUAGAUCUAAUGGCACCACGCUUUGUGCUGCUGUUCGUGGACGGAGCUCGGGCCAUUUUCGCGGAGAAGUCUAUCGUGGGGCAGUACUGCACUCCGAUCCCGAGCGGAGAAGCUUGUGCCCCUCUAGAAUUGCUUUGGCACCGCGGGGCAAGCUGCGCACCGGCAAUCUUGCAGCUGAUUCCAACGGAGAGGGAGGAACAGUUGAAAGAGGCGGAGUUCCUAGCCGAGUCCACUUGGCCUUGCGAGGACUACGUCGCCAUGGACUUGCCGGAAGUUUCUCUGGAUAUGUUGGAGAAGCCGCAGUUCCUGAACAAGGACUUCUAUGCCGAUGGCAUGCCGCAGUGCCGCACAGCGACCUCACACCAGGUCUUUGAACCGGCAUCCUGGCCACAUACGCCGGGUCGGCAGCAUGCGAUUGGCUCCCGUGGGCACUGCCUUCCCAAGGAGGGCUUCUGUGAAUGCUUUCCCCCAUGGCGGGGAGCACGGUGCCAUCGACCUGAUCUAGCAUCUGAACGAGGCGAACCUGGUGGAAAAGGACACGAUGAUCUCAUGAUGGUGACAAUGGCUUCCGGCGGCCGUAUUGAUGAACUGCUUUUCGUACUGCCCAACUGGUGGGAUAAUUUCAACUGGAAGUGGGACCACCCUGUGCUGGUCUUCCACCAGAAUCUGACGCAGGGCGAUGUUGCGCUGGUUCGGAAUGCUUCGCGAAAUCGGGUAUGGUUUGCAAACAUCGAUCGGUAUUUCCGUGAGCCAGAAAAGCCGCCCUAUGGUCCAGACAGGCUUCCAGAAGCAGGUCUGCGUGCGGGGUAUCGUCUAAUGUGCAGAUUCAAGGCGACCUAUGUCCUGGAUCAGCCAGCAUUGCGGGGCUCUCGAUGGAUGUUGUGGAUGGACUCGGACUCCUAUUUCACCGGCCAGGUGCCGCAUGAGUUCGCCAAGGAGAUGAACGCCGCGGGUGCCAUUUUUGGCUACACCCACACCGGCUACGAAGACUCCCCUCUUGUGAAAAACCUCUUCGAUGCUGCGCUGCUCUUCGAGGCCGUGGAGCUCGGAGGAAGUAAGGGCCGGCCGCCGGCAGCCUUGGAAGAAGAGGAGGGCGGAGUUUCCAACCAAGCUCGUGCCUUUGCAGAGGGCUUUGAUCCGCCCGAAAGAAGCCAAUACUACGAACGGCUGUUGACUGUUACGUCUGGCUUGGAUCGAGGGCAAGUGCUCCCGUUCGGGACACCGACAUGGAAAGGCAAGGUACCUCUCACCGACUUCCUGCUGCUGGACAUUGCCAGUUUUCGGACGAGUGCUUUGCGAAGGUUCACAGAUUGGAUUGAUGAGUGGGGUGGCUGGUGGCUCUAUCGAUGGGGCGAUGCAGCUAUCAGGGGCGUUCAAGCAUGGCUGAUGCUCGAGGCCAAAGAGUGCCUCAGCUUCUCCGACUUGCCUUAUGUCCAUCAGCACUUCUGCCGAUGUGGCAAUCCAGAUCAAGAUUGUGCGUUCUUGGGCAGGGGAGAGAAGCUUUUCAAUUGGACAUGCCAAGAUCCAACCUAA
Molecule: messenger RNA, 2778 nt
Organism: Symbiodinium necroappetens
Lineage: Eukaryota; Dinophyceae; Suessiales; Symbiodiniaceae
Source: the annotation of a GenBank genome assembly